GCAUUUUCCUAACAGGUCAGCCUGGCUGGCAUUGCAGGCUCCUAUAGCAUUAUAGCACCUAGCAGAAAGCAGCUUCAUUGAGAACACAUCCUCCGGGUUUCAAGCAGAGUGCAGCUGUGAGAUGGACUUCAUGAAGAUGAGGCUGGUUUAUGCUUUCAUUCUGACGAUGGGAGUUCUUUGCUUCUACUUCAGCAUGGAGCCUUUUGAGGAACCACCAUUUGUUCUCAAGAAAGGUCACGGGCAGUUUCUCCAGCUUCCAGAUAUAGACUGCAAGCAGAAGCCCCCUUUCCUUGUGCUGCUGGUGACUUCCUCCCACAAGCAGCUGGAGGCUCGGAUGGCCAUCCGCAAGACAUGGGGUAGAGAGGCAGAGAUUCAUGGGAGGACUGUGAAGACCCUCUUCCUUCUGGGGGCCUCAGACAGCCCUGAUGAGAUGAAUGCCACAGCCCAGGAGGGCAAGCAUCACCGUGACAUCAUACAGAAGGACUUCAAGGACGUCUAUUACAACUUGACCCUGAAGACAUUGAUGGGCAUGGAAUGGGUGCACCACUUUUGUCCACAGGCAGCUUUUGUGAUGAAGACAGACUCAGAUAUGUUUGUGAAUGUUGGCUAUCUGACUGAACUGCUGCUGAAGAAAAACAAGACCUCCAGGUUCUUCACAGGCCACAUAAGGUACUAUCAACUGCCCUUCAGGCAUAACUUAAACAAGUGGUUUGUGAGUAAAUUUGAAUAUCCCUGGGACAGGUACCCACCUUUUUGUUCUGGAACAGGUUACAUCUUUUCUAGUGAUGUGGCCAGCCAAGUAGACGAUGUCUCUGAGAGUGUUCCAUUCCUCAAGCUGGAGGAUGUGUUUGUUGGGCUCUGCUUGGCCAAGCUGAAGAUCCGGCCUGAGGAACUAUACACCAAACAGACCUUUUUCCCAGGUGGCUUACGCUUCUCUGUGUGCCGUUUUCGGAAAAUUGUGACCUGCCACUACGUGUCACCCCAGAACUUACUCACUUACUGGCAGGCACUGGAGAACUCUCAGGAACAGAAUUGCUCUGAUGUCUGAGGGGAGCCUGUGGCACAAACUUCUAAUAACCUUUGGUGAUACUUUGGGAAGGUCUGGGAUGACCUUGCUGGGAACUGUCAGGAGUAGAGAGAGAAGGAGGAGGAAGGCAAAGAGUGCUGUUCUCAAUGCCCUGAAUACACUAGAGUGGAUGUAUACACAUGCAGAGUCAAGACUUGUUCCCACUUGGCACCCAGAGCAAUAACAGAUCUCGACUUUCAGGCUUUUGUACUAUGUUCUCAAGGUUUGAGACAUGCCCACAUCUGCUCAUUUCAGGGCUCAGUAUACAUAUGAAGCUGUGGAUGUGAUCAUUCCCAUUUUACAGGUUAGGAACCAGGAGCCAUGGCUACUUACUGGAGCCCAGUCUACAGAUGGAGCAGGAAUGAAAAUCAAGUGCUAUUAGAAUUAAGUUGGUGGCACCCAACUGAAUGUCCCGUUCUUUGGGAGAGGGUGGUAGUAGAAGAAGCUUAGGAUUGGGGUGUCUUAAAGUUAACUAGCAUCAUUUAGUCUCUUUCCUGAGUCCCCUGCCCCUCACUUCCCAAUCCUUCUAUUUUUAAAUGCUCAAUCUGGGAUGGACCAGCUUUCUCAUUCCUCUCCCCUCACUUGAAUGAUGUAGCUAGGCACUGAGUCUGUUAGCCACUUGGUGCCCAAUGCAUCUUCAACAUGAAACAUGCAUGCCUGCAGACACUAGCUCACCUCCAUGCUAGAAGGAAACUGGGUUGUAUGACCAUAUAAAUCAGACUGAGAAACCAUAGCUGGGUCUUUCUGUAUAGGCCAAAUACACUGCUGAAAUCCUAGCAAGGGUGACAUCUCCUCUGAGCCUUUUGAGACACCUUGUCUCUGCUGAGGAUGUCUUGAUGUAUUGAUGGUCAUGACCAGUUGCAGCACUGGAACUCUUCAGAUCUCAAACUCAGGGGCAGCCAGGCACAGGCGUGGUCUGUAUGGGUGUCCAAGAACUUUGCUGGAACCUGAACUGGUCCAAGCUCCUGGGAUGCAGAGCAUGGAGAUAGGCCUAGUGGAAGGGCUUUCCCUGCAUCUGUGAUCUUUCUGACCCCAGGUCUUCACACUGGAUUAUCACAUGGUCAUAGAUCUGCUGAGUGUUUUGGUUUGGAAUUUAACCUUGAUGGUUUUCAAAACUGGGUAAAAACAGGGGCUCAUGGCAAUUCGGCCACUGUCACCAGACAUAUAGUCUUGCUCUGUAUCAUGGGAAUUAUUGUUCCCCCCUGCCUUUUACUUUACUAGAUUUUAAUGUGUGCUUGGAGCCAAGGCUUCAUGUGACUGUGUGACUGUAACGUUGCAAUAUGCUCUUUGAACACAGGAAAACUUAAUCAAGUUAGAACUCACUCAAGUCAGGACCAAUACUCCUCCAGUCGGAGGAGGCUGGAACCUGCCUCCAGGGCCUCAUUUCCACACGUGUCCCUGUCACUCCUCCGAGUCUCUUCCAUAACUCUUGGGGGGAAAUUGUUCUCUUUGUGACAUUCUUCAAAAUCCUACAGCACCAAGUUCUGGACCCUUAGUUCAGAAUAUGUGAAAAUCUGAGCGGGGGAAAGAGAAAGGGUGAUUGUUCCUGGGUGUGUACUAGGGACUACAUACAUCAUCAAAACCAAACCAGGUCUUCUCUUGACAGAGAGGGAAGCCAAGGCUUGCAUUGAAGAUGCAGGCAUUCUUUUCAGGUAGCUGCACUUCACUCUUAUGAUCAAACUGGUUGUCAGCAGAGGCAACUGAGGUGACUCAGUGACUCGCCCAGGGCCUGAGAUGCAGUGGAGGCCCAGCUCUCAGCCUUCUCCAUUGGCACAGCAUUAACAACCUUCCUGCAUGCUUACUUCUCCCAGAAGCCUGGGGCUGGUGCUACCCAAGGAGUCACCAGCAUCUCCCUUUGCUCGCACACUGCCUUCUCUGUCCUGGGUGUUGGCUUGAGUGUUGGUCUACUUCUUCAUGGUUCUCCCUGAAACUCACAUGGCCCUGGGGCCUUCCGUGGAAUUCUCACAAACCUCCCAUUCAGACUAGCUUUAUCAUGAGGUCAUGUGCAUUUCACACAUGCAAACACAGCCGAUGCAGGUGUCUACAUGCAGGAUCCAGGCUACUUUUAUUACUUGGGAUGAGACAUAGCAAGUGCCUACAAUCUUCUCUUUAGAGUGUGAGGUUGUCUUGAUCUCUCUCUUGCACAAUCAGCUGCACGCUUGUCACGAGGCCAGGUGUGCUAUGGUGGGGACAUGAGCUGAAGGAGUGGCUCACAGUUGCACACCCAGAGGGUUACUGACCUCCAGUCUCCAGGCAGAAGUGAAACACACCCACCACCCUGCUGAUGGAGCACAGCUUUUACCAUCACAGCUGCACCAGUGGUCGCACUAGAGUGUCCAUCGCUGGCCUCAGGAUGCUGUUUUGAAAGAACAAAGCCAGGCUUCAGACACCAUCUGGUUUCCCCACUGAGUCUGCAGUCUCAUGGCAGAUUGAUUAAUUCACAAGCUAAAUUUAAUAUGGUAGUUGCUGGGCAUCACUUAAAAAAAUAGAUGAGAUGUUGCUUAGAUCUUCUCCAUCCCUCCUUUUGGAAGCAUUUGCUUUCUCAUACCACGUUUUUAAAAUUAAGAACUAAUUUCCUGUAUUCAUCACAUUAGGACUGUCAUCUGAGCCUUCUCUAGGCUGGGUCUCCUGGUAGACAGGAUGCUUACUCCUCUCUGGCUGGGACUUUGGCUUGGUAUAGUGGGGGAGGAAAUUAUCCACAGGUCCUGAGGGGACUUCGUAAAGGAGGUGUCUGAUACCAGCCAAGCUGCUGCAUUCUGUGAGGGUGCUAGCCUGAGAGUUUCUUCUGGCCUGGGUAAGAUGGUUCAGUGGGUUAAGGUGUUUGCUGCCAAAUUACUCUAGCAAAUGCAACUCAGUCCUUGAGACAAUUGAGCUUCACAAGCCCAUGGUGGGCCUGCCCACAUGUGCAUGCACACACAUAAAUAAGUGAAAUGCAAACAAAAAUAAUCUUUGCAAAGGUUCCUGCAAGCACUGACCUCCCAGGCUCUUUGCUAAUUUUUAUUUCUCUGGCUCUUCAUGAUGCAAACCCUGUGCGUGAACACUGGCACAGGUGAAUUAGAAGUAAACUCUCAUUCACACCUCUAGUAUUUGCAUGGUACUUUCAUUUGGCUGAGAAUUUGAUAGGAAAAUUUAUUGCGGGAUUGCCUCAUGUGUCUCCUGCCUUUUAGCCUAACUAGACAGAUCCUCAAAGAUGGCUUUAGAUUGUUCCUGGAGGUGAAGAUUAAACUGCCCAAGCUCAGAGUUGAGACGGGCUGUAUGAGCCUGAAAUGAACGAAUUGGAAUGAAGCCUAAUAACAAUAGCAAAAGGUUUUAAUCAAUUAAAAUCAUUCUCUAAUGACCAGGCAUAGUCAUUUUAAAUACAAGAAGAAAAAUGAAUUCUAUGGAUAAAUGUCAUUUGUGUGUAUGUGUGGUAUCAUUUUGGAGUUUUGGUGCUGGGGAUGAAGCCCAUGACUGCAUACAAGCUCUCCCCAGCCCCUGGUGAGUGUUUUGCAUCAUGCAUUCUACUACUUCCAUGCAGGGGUCAUGGGAUCAGCUCCUGAUGCCUGCAGUUCAAAUGCUGUGCUGGGAGGUUACGACUGUUAUCCUGACACAACAUACAAUCACACUACAGAGGGUUUUAAUGAGAAAUAUCUCUUUAGUGUCCAUUGAUGUAGGAAGAUGCAGCCCAUUGUGGGUGACACUGUUCCCUAGGCAGGGUGUCCUGAGCAGUAUGAGAGAAGGAAGCCAGCUGAGGGCAAACAAGGAUUCAUGUGUUUUCCUGUCUCUGUUGGGACCAUGGAUGUGCCCCACUGCUUUAAGUUCCUGCCUUGACUUCCCUGCAAUAACAGACUGCACCUGGAAUUGUGAGCCAAUGAAACCCUUCUUCCCAGAGCUGCUUUUAGUCAGGGUGUCUAUCACAGUAACAGAAAUGAAGCUAAAACAGAUGCUCAGGGCGUUACCCACACGGGGUCUCAGAUCCUUCUCACCCCACCAUGUCCCGGAUGUCCUCACAGUGCUCUCCCUCUGUGCCGAACAGAGGUGAGUCCAGAGAGCUGUGAAACCCUUCUUACAUUCUGCUUCAGGAAAUAUCAGAGGGGGAGAGUGGACUCAUUUCACCCAGUCUAAGAAGACAAAAAAUACCCACUGUGACUGGAAGCCACUCAUCUGAAACUAAGGACACUUUGUGGUCAAAUCUGAUUUCCUAAAGGAUAAAAUUUAAAAGUCUAUGUCACUGAAUGGUGUUUGAAAUAGUCAUUUGCCUGUACAUUGAGGAGGUUCUACAGACUGAUACUUUGUUUGGGGAGUGGGUAUAUGUAUUUUUGAUUUGUUAAUAAUGAUAUUUAUCUUUAAUAAAAGUUAAAUUA
Messenger RNA from Alexandromys fortis (reed vole), 5409 nucleotides. Its product is annotated as beta-1,3-galactosyltransferase 5-like. The record is from RefSeq and is a predicted model, not a curated record. The transcript is spliced from 2 exons. Gene Ontology annotation, cellular component: Golgi membrane; endoplasmic reticulum. NCBI's taxonomy places the organism in Eukaryota, Metazoa, Chordata, Mammalia, Rodentia, Cricetidae. Bases 122 to 1048 code for a protein of 308 amino acids. Gene Ontology annotation, molecular function: N-acetyl-beta-D-glucosaminide beta-(1,3)-galactosyltransferase activity.